Messenger RNA from Cylindrotheca closterium, 1479 nucleotides. The record is from the annotation of a GenBank genome assembly. NCBI's taxonomy places the organism in Eukaryota, Bacillariophyta, Bacillariophyceae, Bacillariales, Bacillariaceae.
AUGGGGACCGACGACGAAGAGAAUUCAGUGCCACUGCAAGAAAUGGCACAAGUCGUUGAUGAAGUACCACGAGGACCAAAUAAACAAGAAUGUGUGGUUCCAGAAACAAAGGAAUCGUCUUGGAGUUGGGUCUAUCGCUUCGUCCAAGAUUGGCUAUACACAAAUGUUAUUGGAUUUUUGGUGGUGUCCUAUUGGCGAGGAACCUGGGUGCUACUGGACAUUUGGACUUGCGGGCAGCCCAGUAACGCCAGCUUGCUGGCUGGGGACUCUUUCUGUUUCGCAGCAGUUGAAUCUGAAUCAGAAGUACGAUUUCAAAGUGCAUGGCAGACGUAUCUGAUCGGUUCGAUAUUGCUGAUAAUUGGAUUUGUCAUGGUGUGGCGAGGCUGGUGGAAGAGUACAACAGUACCUCUUCGAAAAUCUGUUCUUCGUAUCUUGAUUGUAUACAUUCUAGGUUUUGCCACGGUCAAUACCUGGCACGGCAUUUGGUACCUUCUCGAUCGGUGGUUCCUGAGUGAUGUGGGUCCUGUGACCAAUUUCGGAUGGAGUGCUGGUCUAGGAGCCCUCGUGUGCUAUGCCCUAUGCUCCGGUGCUAGUUUGCUGGCUCCACCCGCAAUAUUCUUGGUGGACGGACCAGAAAAAUAUUCCCCGCCAUUGGCAAACACAAUCGUGAAUUCGUAUCGAUCCAUAUCUUUGCCAGCUGGGAAAGCCAAGAAUGAUGAAGAUCCUUUUUGGUUGAUGGGACUUGAUAUGUUCUUUAGCUUUAUUAUCCUGCCAUGGGGCGUGGUUGCGUUUUGGAGGGGAUUCUGGUAUCUGAUGGAUGAGUCUCUUUGGGGAUUCACUGACAGUGUUGAAGAUGUACGAAUGUCCAUCCUGUGGAGCUACCUAAUCGGACUGGGAUUUUUGUUUCUCGGGAGCGAAGAUGUAGUCAUGCACAUUCCCACCGAAAUACCAACCAAUCCAACGUCGGGAAAGGCAAUGAACUUUUUGGCUGGUCGUUUUCGGACGGUGAUUCUCGCUGUGGGAGUGGUGAACUUUUGGAGAGCAGUAUGGCUACUGUGGGAUGAAUACCUUGGUAAAACAUCUGUAUUGUCCGCUGGAUUGUCGCAUGCAAUUGGCGUCAUCCUUCUGCUAUGUUUUGGUUGCCUGUCAUGCAUCACAGCCCCACCAUCGACGCUUGGUGUUGAUGCCGUUGCCCAUCCAGAUUGUGCGGAUGAGCCUCUAUUUCAUGAUGUACCAAUCCCAGCAGAGGCCCUUUAUUUCUUUGGCAUUGGUCGCUCACCACUCACUGUGGCCAUUCAUGAGAAUUUCGAUGAAGUUGCAUCCGAUGAAAUCCAGCUGAUAGCUCCAAGACCUUCAUUUAUGCGACAGAGCGCUGCAGGGCUGGAACCAGCCAAUCGUAGCAGCUCAAUCAGCGCCAGUUCAUUGUCGAAACGUCACUUGCUCAAGCGGCAAAAGAACCAAUUCUUCCGCAAUCGGUAG